This is a messenger RNA of Cloeon dipterum, 6494 nucleotides long. RefSeq names its product Ig-like and fibronectin type-III domain-containing protein 1. Gene Ontology annotation, biological process: cell-cell adhesion. The transcript is spliced from 25 exons. The record is from RefSeq and is a predicted model, not a curated record. NCBI's taxonomy places the organism in Eukaryota, Metazoa, Arthropoda, Insecta, Ephemeroptera, Baetidae. The coding region runs from base 146 to 4507 and encodes 1453 amino acids. Gene Ontology annotation, molecular function: protein binding.
AGUUGGUGCGUCGACGUGCCCGCUGCUCCCGAGUCGCUUUGCCAAUCUCUCGUACUUCUCACAGACGCAAUCGGACGAAACAGCGUCGCUUGUCGCCGUUUGCAACCCUUCCAGCAGGACCAGAAGCGCCACCAGCUUUCCGGCCAUGCGGUCGGGCGUGCUGCUCGUGCUCUGCGGCUUGCUGACUGCUCGCGCCGCCCUCGGCAGCGACAGUUCCUCGCACCAGAUCGUGACGGCUGGCGAAGAGGCUCUGAUCACGUGCUCUGUCAGAAAUUCUGCGACGGAGACGCCGGGCCAAGGCGUGAUUUGGGUCAAACUGAGGCAAACUCGUGGCACUGAGCGAGACAAGGACCGAAGGGAAAUUCUCACUGCUGACACCGCCAGGGUCACGGGCGACCAUAGAUUCAGCGCCGUCACAGACCAACAGGGAACGCACUCCGUAUUGGUUAUCCGAGACGUGCAGCCCUCCGACGCCGGCCUGUACGCGUGCGAGGUGUCCAAGCAGCAGGGCCAGUUCAGAUCCUUCCACGUGCUCAAUGUGUCGGAAGUGGCGCCUUCCGAGAGGGAAAAGGACGGCUCGUAUGUGACGCCGGUGCCAACGCAGGACAUGUCCAGGCACAACUUCACCUCGUGCUGCGACGCGGCCGGCGUGCCCAAGAACUGCCUCGGCUUCUGCAGCCUCGGCAACAUCGUCAAGGGAAACACCGGCGAGGACGUGCAGAACUGCAAUGAACACCAUGCCCAGAUUUUCAACUGCAUGGCUGACGGCCGGGACCACACUGCGUGCUGCGCGAAGGAAGGCGUGAUCGACCUGUGCAUCGACGUGUGUCGCGGAGACUACACGCCCAGCACGGACAAAAUCAAAACUCACUACUCGUGUGACGCAUACACCGAAAGGGCCUUGGCGUGUAUCGCCAAGGGAGUCGAAAUCCUGCCGAGCGUGCCGCGCUUCGUCAGAGUGGAGCCGCUGUCGGAACACACGCUACAGGUGUCCUGGCGCUUUCCGCAGCACAACUCCGACUCGGUCACGCAGUACGAGAUAAGCGUGCAACACGUCACCGCCUUCAACCCGCCCGUUAGCUCCACCGAGAGCGACAUUGCCGACCUCGCGGCCCUCUCCACCCCUGCCUCAACGCAGGGACCGUUCGCCCUCAAAAUCAAAGUUCCAGGCACGUACAACUCGAGUCUGGUCAGUUCCCUGAGCGCGUUCAGCAUGUACGAGGUGGCGGUGACGGCGUUCAACAGGCACGGAAAGAGUCUGCCCUCGCCUGCCAUUCGAACCCUGACCCUGGUGCCUGGCCAGAAGAAGCACAGGACGACGACCGUCGACCCUGCGCCGGCACUGCCGGAAACGCUUAAAUGCUGCGAGGAGGAACACAAGAUUCCGUUAAAAUGUGCACGGAGUCUGUGCGGCCCUGGCGUGGAAUCGACUCAGGCUCUGGAAGAACUGUACUCGUGUGCAAAGUACACGAAGCAGGCGUUGACCUGCCUCAACGGCGGCGAGGACCACUCGGCCUGCUGCAGGGCCAGGGGCAUGGAUUUGGUGUGCGCAGACCUUUGCAGAGGUGCCAUCGAGAAUACUACUCUUAACUACACGCAUAUGAGGUGCAUCUCGUACGUGGACGUGUACAAGUCGUGCAUGCUGCAAGGGUACGCGUUGCUGCCGAGCGAGCCUCUGGACAUCCAGGUGAGCAACGUCAAGCACGACCUGGCCAUCCUGACCUGGUCGGAGCCGGAAGUGUUUCCUGCCUCGGGCAAAUACUUCGUGGUCCACUACCGCGAGGUGAACGAGUCGGCGCCGCCCGGCGUCAACCAGCGCUUCUUCUACAAUAGUUUCGAGACGCACGGGUCGCCGUUCCUCAUCUUGAACCUGGCGCCUGACACCAGGUACGAGGCCUACGUCGAGCCGGUCAAUGUUUACGGCUUCGGCGAGCCCAGCCAGAGAGUCGUCUUCACCACCCUGACGCAGAGCAAGGAGGAACAGAUCGAUAAGGAGGAGUCGUACAACGUGUACAACAUGAGUGAGUGCUGCAAGUCUGCUGGUCUGAGCGCCUUGUGUCAGCCGCUGUGCAGCUACAACUUGAGCAUCAACGAUCUGCACGUGUUGUCGGUGGUGUGCGCCACUUCGUUCCACACGCUGCUGCGCUGCGGCGCCGGCGGCCGCAACCACGAGCCGUGUUGCCAGCGCCGCGGAGUUCCCCCCAAAUGUCUGAGUCUGUGUCUGGGAGUCGUUGAUAACACCGUGACAGAAACAGCCAAGGCCUGCCAGCAGUACACCGGAAACAUUCUGCAGUGCUUUGAAGAUGGAGUGGGCACUCUUCCCGGCGCAGUGCGAGAGUUGCAUUUGGUACAGAUGACGAACCACUCUGUGAGUCUGAUCUGGGAGCAGCCAGCGGAACACGACGGCCCCGAGCCGACGGGUUACGAGGUGCACUACUUCGCAGAAAACGACACCGACGCUAGGACCAAGGUGCAGAACGUGACGUCGACGAACGCGACCAUUGAAUCGCUAACUCCUGGCAACGUGUACGUCUUCUACGUCUUGUCGACCAAUCAGCACGGAACGUCAAUGCCCUCGGCCGUCAUCAGGAUCAAUAUUACUGCAAAAGAGAUCGCGGACGGUGGCGUCGCAGGCGUGAGUUCGCAGCCGCGGGGCCUGGCGAUUGGCGGCCGCGGAGCCAACUUCCUCACCCUCACGUGGCAGCCGCCCUUAUUCAGCCACCCGGCCGACCUCAUCAAGUACAGCGUGCAUUACCGCGAGGUGCUACCUGGCGAGCUGCAGGCGCCGUGGAUGAUCACCGAGACGACCGUCACCUCGACCACCAUGGCCAACCUCAAGCCCAACACGCAGUACGAAGCUGAGGUGAUCGCCACCAACGCAAAGGGGCCCAGCAUCUCCUCCGAGAGGCUCACCGUGUGGACCGACCCUGCCAUGCCCGCCAUUGUCGAGGCGCCGAAAGUGCAGCCGGGGGCGGUGGUGGAGGGCGGCAGCAUCACCGUGCUGUGCAUCGCGAUGGGCACCCCGGCGCCGGACGUGUCGCUCUACGUGUCCGGCAUGUUGGUGCACACGGGCAAGGAGACGCGCCACCUGGUCGUCACGCUGUCCAACAUCACCAGACACAUGCGACAACUCUCGUGCUACGCGGACAACGGCUUCGGCACGCCAAUGCAGGCCUCCAAGAACAUCGUUGUCAGCUAUCCACCGACCCUGAGCGCCUCGUCAGCUCCCACCCUCGCCCUGAAAGGUGGCACUGGGGUGAUGGAGUGCAAGGUGGAAGCCCAGCCAGAGCCGCAGACCGUCUUCUGGAAGGACGCCAAUGGCAGGGUUCCCGUCGUCCAGGGCGGAAGGUUCGAAGUGACCGUCAAGGUGCUGAAAGGGGUGCCGGACACGAAGGUCAUGACCCUGACCAUCAAGGGCACGCAGACUGAGGACGAGGGAGAUUACUUCUGCCACGCCGAGAAUCUUUUGGGCAGUGCCACGCAGCCGGUCACACUCAAAAUUCGUCCUACUGACUCUCUGCCGAUUAACGCAAGCAACUGCUGCGAUACAAGAAACGUGAAUCCUGCCUGUCUGGACGCUUGCUCAGCCGGCGCCUUUUUGGACCUGGACUCGGUGCUCGACCAGCCCGAAUGCGUCGACGACUUGCCCAAAAUCGUCAAAUGCGCCGCUGAUGGAUCAGACCACCGCACGUGUUGCAUUCAGCGCGGACUGCCGCAAAGCUGUCUAAACUGGUGUCGUGGGGAGACCAUCGACAUCCCGACGACCACUUCCGCGUCGACGCCGAACAACCAGAAGUACUGCCUGCUCGUCUACGGACAGCAAAUCAUGUCCUGCUUCCAACAAGGACAAGACCGACUGCCAGGCCCACCGCACUCUCUGAAAGCGAAUUUGAUCGGCGGCAACUUCGCAGUGAUCUCGUGGGCGGCUCCGACGCGCAACCCAGACUUGGCGCUGAUGUACAGGGUGUACUGGCGUGAAAUGGGCUCGCGGCUAGCGAUGAAAAACGACUCUGCAGGCACCGAAUACCGUCUUCACGGGCUGAAACCGUCGACGACGUACGAGUGCAUGGUGAAGGCGGGCAACCAGUACGGAACCAGCAUGCUCUCCAGGCCGGUCCGCUUCAAGACCAACAACGACGAUUACAUCACCACGUCGAGCAGCCUCGCUGGGUCGAGGCUGGCGGGGAUCGCGUGGCCCGUGGGGGUGGCCGUGUGCACCGCCCUGAUCGGGGUCAUCGCCGUGAUCGUCGUCAUGGCCGCCGCCUGGCUCGUCAGGAACAAAAAGGUGCCUUCGAACGCGGGCGGAAGGGUGGCGUUUGAGAAUCCGGGAUAUUUGCGCGAGCUCCAUAUGGACAACAUUAAUUUGGCCGUUGGCGACGGUCAGAACAACUGGAGGCAGGAGAACUUGCACGUCGCGACGGUGAGCGGCGGCGGCGGCGACGAGGGAUUGCUGAGCAGCGAGUUGCAACAAAGGACGGCAGCGGCGGCGGCGGCGGCCAGAGAUUAGUUUUGGCAGCAGACACGAUAGAAAGACAAUCGCAGUGCCCUUACUAAUUACUUCGUCUCGCUCACACACCCUCGGGGCGAGAGCGAGAACUCGUGAGAAAGACCCAUGAAAAGGCUGUUCUAUCACACAAGUUUUGUAUAUUUAUCAAAAGCGGAUCGCGAUGAUUAUAAAAAUUUAAAGCAAGCAGAGACUCGGCUAACUAAAUUUGAUAUUUACGAUAGAAUAAAGAAGAAGAAUCAAAAUGCGCGCUGAACGGAAUAAUAAAAUAUAUAUAUGUUGACACAGAGACACGUAAAAUGCAGAUUGAGCGGUUUGUAAUUAAUAUGUAUAUUGUAAAUAUUUAUUGAAGCAUAUUCUAUAUUGUAUUUAACUCUUGCCACUAGGAGGAAGACGUACGUUUAAAGUAUAAGGCGAUCUUUCACGGAUCAGAGGACGAAUUUGGCAUGAGGUCGAGUUAUUUUUUUUUAUAUUAUAUUGAUUUUAUUAGCGGGUUUAAAAGGUACAUGAGACCUCAUUAUCUCAUCUCACCAUGGUAAAAUUACAAAAGUAACGUGUGCUUUGGAUUCCUCUCGCAGAGCCCAAUUGAACCAACACCAAAUAUUAUUUAUUUCUCAUGACGAUUCAUUUUUUUUUAAUUUCAGAGUGAUUUUUUAAUUUCUGACAAAUUCCAUUUCAAUUUUUGAAAAAACCUGAAUUUUUCCUUUUUUGCAAUUUUUGCCGGCUCCAAAUCUCGGAUUCUAACAUUUAGAAUUGCAAAAACAGACUACCGAUCGACUCGUCUUGAGCUCUCCUGACCAGUUGAAGGGUUUAGAGGGUGCUCUCCUUCACCCCUUAAUAUCUAUAUAACAAUUAAACCCCCUAUAAAACGCAGAUUAUAUUAGAAUAUAAUUUUAUCAAGCCUUGAAGAAACAUGCAUAUUAUUUAUUUCAUUUUUUCUUUAAAAAUUAUAGCAGGGGGUUGAAAGGGGUUGAUGGUAAGCACGCCCUAAACUCUUCAGCUGGUCAGGGGAAGUCAAGACGAGUUUAACAGAAGGUAUUUUUGCAAUUCUAAUGGCUAGAACCCGAAAUUUGGAGUCGAAAAUAUUUCUUUAACACGAAAACGACAAAAAUUGUGAUUUCUCCCAUGGUUUGAAGAGGAUUUUCUCAAAAGGAAAAAUUUACCCUUUUCUGAAAUUUAUAAAAAAUGAGGCACACAUUUUUAAAAGUCCAAAAAGCUGAGCUCAUUUCCUAAAUUUUAAAUUUGGUGCCGGUUUGAACGGGCUCGGCGCAGGGUUGCAAAAACCCCGCAUUUUAUUAAAAAAUGCAGUGCAGUGGUAAAAAGCGAUUUUUUCAUUUGAACCAGUUUCUUGCAGGCAAUUUUUGCUCCUCUUUUUUCAACAAUUUUUUAAUUAUUUGCUCUUGAAAAUUUGUCAGAAAUAAAUUUUAGGAGAAAUUGAGGCAGAAAACGACAAUUUAAAAGAAAAAAUCUGCACAGCAGAGGAAAUUUUGACCACUCCGAUAGCAAAAUUUAGAUUUUCACCGGGGAAAAAUGGAAUAAAUUAAUUUCUUGAGCAAGAAGUUUGUAAAAAUUGAGUGAAAAAACCCUGGCUUGGCGCCUCCCUUUUGAUAUAACACUGUAAACCCGUACAAAUGAAUAUUUUGUAAUCAAAAAUAAAAAAACGACAAUUUUUUUUAGUUGCUGAUUUGUGGUGUAAAUUUAGUUUGGUUUGCUUGAGCUCAUGCCAGUUUUCUCCUCCAAAAUCCUUGAGAUUUGGUCGUAAAUCAUUGUGAGACACGCAGACACACCCGACAAUAGAGAAAUAAGGCACAAAUCCGUUUUGCCCAAACACCCUUAGACGUUGAGAAAUGUACCACCGUAUUUGUGCGCACAGAAAUUAUAAAUGCAUAUUCAGAGCAAUUUUACCUAUUUGUAAAUCUCGGUUUUUCACGGCAGUCCUGUUAUUUUUAUCAAAUAAAAUUCCAAAGAAAAUUCUUUAUUAAAAACCAAA